Molecule: messenger RNA, 4280 nt
Organism: Blepharisma stoltei
Lineage: Eukaryota; Ciliophora; Heterotrichea; Heterotrichida; Blepharismidae
Source: the annotation of a GenBank genome assembly
AUGGGAGAUAUUUCAGAACCUCUGCUUACUACCAAUCAAGAAGAAACUCAAGAAAAUUAUCAAGAAACUCAGCAAGAAACCCAGCAAGAAAUUGAGCUAACACAGCUAAUUCCUCUAGAAACAAUAGAAAAACCGAUUCAAAAGAAAAUUACAGGCAGAAAAAAGAAGCAAUUAACCCCACGCCAAAUGCUGCUCAUCUCUAAAAUGGAUGAAAUCACAAAUAAUAUUUUAUCGAACGCUGAGUCAACCUUAGCAACUCCUCAUCCUAUAUCUUGCCUCUCUCUUUCAAUUGACGGAGUUUCUAUCUUUUUUGGCAGUGAAAAUGGCUCUGUCUCAAAAUACAAUACCAUCGAAAAAAAAGUUACAUAUGAUGUACCUUUAGGAAGCGAAAAAAUCCACAGCCUUCUAUUAGAUGAGAUAAGCCAAAGAGCCUUCAUUUGUGGAGAAAGCUCAAAAAUCAGGUGAUACAGAUUGCCGCUUUUUGAGCUAGAAUUUGAAUUUUUAGGCCAUUCUGAACAAGUGUGCCAAAUUUUAUUAGACCCAAGAAGAUUAUUUUUAUACUCAGCAAGUGAUGAUAAAACAGUAAGAAAAUGAAGUUUAGCGAAAAAAUCCUUCGAAGAAAUCAUAUUACAGCAUAAUUUUCCGGUAAAAUGCAUUGCUAUAACUUAUGAUGGAAAAUAUUUUUUUUCUUCAGGAGAAGGAAGACUAAUUAAGGUUUACGAUAUGACUUUUAAAAGAGAAAUUUUAAACUUGAAGUCCCAUAGUGAUUGUGUGAGAUGCUUAGUCGUGAAUAAAGAAUCUUCAUUUUUAGCUUCAGGUGGAGAUGAUAAUCUAGUUAUUAUUUGGAGUAUUCAAGAAUUCACACCGAUUAAAGUAAUUUCUGAGCACUCAUCGUCUAUAUCUGCUUUAGCAUUUAACGAUGACUCAAGCUUUCUUAUUUCUGGUAGCAGGGAUUCUAAUAUAAAAGUAUGAGAUAUCGACAAAGAGCGUCGAGAAAUCGCAUUAAAUGCCCACACAGGUCCAGUUACCAGCUUAUUAAUAUCCCCAAAUCAAGAUUUUAUAGCUUCUUCAUCAGAAGAUAUGAGCUUGAAAAUAUGAAGUUUUCCUAUAUUUCUUGAUGAUAAGAUAUACCGGUCACUUCAAAAUGAUAUUUUAUGUGUCACUUUUACCCCUAUCACAAAAUCAAUCAUUUUAUGUGGGUCUGAUAAAUGUGUCAGGCUAUGAAAUCCUUAUGAAGAUGAAGGAUUUUUGCUGCUUACUGCACAAGGCCCAUGUCUAAAAGCUGCUGUUUCUUCAGAUGAAAGAUAUGUAGCGAUUGGUGACGAAAUUGGGUAUUUAUACAUUGUAAACCUUGCUGGAAAAAGUAUAGAAAAGCAGGUGCAUGCUCAUAUGGGGCCGAUUAGGGAUCUAUGCUUUACCCCUAAUAAUCUAAAAAUAUUCACAGGUGGAGGAGACUCAAAAAUUAAUAUAUGGAAUAUUGAAACUUUAGAAGCAAUUUCACUAAAAGGCCACCAGCAGUCAAUAUGAUCCAUUUCUAUAAGUUCAAAUGGAGAGAUUCUUGUGUCAGGGAGCAGUGAUAAAUCAUUAAGAGUCUGGGAUCAAGAUGGAAAUGAAAAAUCAGUGAUACUUGCACUGGACCAAGUUACAUGUGUAGCUUUUGAUAGAACUGAUAUAGAAGUUUCCUAUGUUGGCGCUGUAAGGCCGAUAAAUUCUGAUCGGAAUUUAUCGGUUGGUUGCACCAAAUCAAUGCCUUGGUCGGACCAAAAAGCGAUUUGGUCGACGGACUUGGAAAGCUCCUGGGAAAAUGUCUGCGCUUUCAGCGCUAUAUAGAGAAAACCUCUAUAGCUACAUCAUAGCUGGAUGCACUUCUGGGCAAGUAAAAAUAUGGAGCGUGUUUGAGUUUUACCAUGAAUCAACGUUUAAUAAACACACUGAUGCUGUGACGUCGCUUUAUGUAACACUUGACAAUGAAAUAUUUUUUAGUUCGUCGCUUGAUAAAACUCUUCAGAUUUAUUCUUUAAAAUAUAGGACACCGUUAACUUAUAUGGCCAGAAAACAAGCCAUUUUUUGCAUGGGAUUGUCAUCAGAUGAAAAAUAUAUAAUAACAGGCGAACACGAAUUGAUUUACUUACUUCCCCCUUUAAGUUGUAGCAAAAGGGGUUUAUAUUGUUUUUUAAAAAAAAAAAACUAUAUUUAAAUUUUAAAAUAUACAUUGAGGACAAUACUUUGAUAUUUUAAUUUAUUUUUAUGAAGAAAUAAUUAAAAAUAAUUUAAUCGAUUCAGUGUGAAAGCUGUUUAAAUAGCCAUUUCACUUGCAUUUUUUCCAUUAAAUUAGGUUAAAACUCAUUUUAUAAAAAUUGGGUAUUUUUAUAAAAAAAAUGUAAACUGAGCAUCAUACUUAACGAUUCAGUGUGAAAACUGCUUAAAUAGCAUUCUACAUGCACUUUUGUUUAUUAAAUUAGUCCAAAAACUAAUUUAUAAAAAUUAAUAUUUUCAUCGAUAAAAUUUUUCCCUAUUGAAAAAACAAAUUUUGUUGAAUUUAAACGCAGUUAAAGUGCCCAAAAAAUCCAAAUUUUACUAUGUUUUAUUCAAGGGGGUUACAAGAAAACCCAUUAAUCUCAAACGAUUUCAGAAUUCUCGGCCCAGAAGACUCGAUCCAGAAGUUCUUAACUUAUAUGAAAUCCCUUCUCACCGAACUCGAGCGAACUCCAGAUCCAGAAAUGGACCAAUUCUUGAUUUUGCCUGAGUUUUUCAAUUCUCUCCACAUAUAUGCUUAUUUCAAUCAAAGAGAUUACCUCGCCUUAUCACUAUCUCAAGAGAGUCCUCCAUUUUUUACCUCAAAGAAUGGGUUUAAUCCUUUGUCUGUCUGCUUAUUAAGAGGCCUAGGUCAAUUAAGAGAUGAUGUCAUUAGAGCUUUUUGUGAACAAGGAGAAACCAAUACUUAUUUAUUGCAGAUGGUCGAGUCUGAUUUAACAGCGAUGAACAGAAUGGGAUUUUCGCUCCUUGGAGAUUUAUAUAAUGUGAUAUAUAAAGAUAUUUACAGAAAAGGCUUACCGAAAUUCUGUGCAAAAGACGUGGUUUUGCCAAAUAUACAGCUAAAAGACAGCUUUAGAGUAAAGGCAGGAGAAUUUCUUGAUGAAGGCAAGCUAACUUCUCAUGGAGUUGGAGUUACUUUUUUUGAAAGCUACGUAAAAGUCAAUAUGGCAAUUGGCAGUAGAGAAAGCAUUGAAUUUUUAGAAUCCCUUGAAGCCUGCUCCAACUCUGAUGUCAUCAAAAGCCAGCUUGUCAAAGAUAUUAUUGAAUAUAAGUGGCAAACAGCUAAAUACAUCAUGAUUUAUCAAGGCUCCAUCUUUCUUACAUAUAUGCUGUGCCUUUGUGUUUACACUCUUUUUUUCAUGGGUAAUCUCUCAUAUCUUAUCAGUCUUUUUGUCUUUAAUAUUUUGCUAUUAGGAUAUGAGGUUUUCCAAAUAUGUGUUGGAGGCUGAUCAUAUUUUUCUGAUGGGAUGAAUUAUGUGGACUGAAGCAGAGGGAUUUUCAUAUUUAUUUAUAUUAUUGGAGAAUGGACAGGAGGGAUGGAUAGAUACUUGUAUUCCGUCUUUUCUGUAGCCACACUUAUGAGCUGGCUAAGAGGUUUAACUUAUUUUCGCCUUAUAGAUUCUACAAGGCCUUAUAUAAAUUUACUAUUUGAAACUGCAGCAGACAUUUCAGGAUUUCUUAUUUUAUUUUUAUAUUCCACGCUUGCUUUUAGUUUCCUUUUCAUGGUGCUUGCAUUUAACGACAGUCUGAUAGAAAUUCUCAUAUCUUUAAAAGACUCUUAUAAUUUAGCACUUGGAAAUUACCCUGAAGGUGAUUUUAAUUUUAUUGAGUUUAUAAUGGUGACUACUUCACUGAUAAUAGGACCAAUUAUUAUGUUUAAUUUGCUGAUUUCUAUUAUUUCAGAUACUUAUGAAAGAGUGCUGAGUGAUCGUGUUGCUGCUGAUUUAAAGGAAUUAAUUAACAUGAUAAUAGAAGUUGAGUAUAUGAUGUUUCACAAGAGGCUUUUCAAUGAAAACAAAUAUGUCCAAUCUUGCCAUGAAACGGUAAAUGAAGACAGAGACGAAUGGGAAGGAAAGCUAAGAGCGCUCGAAAAAAGCAUCGACAAAAUCAACCAAAGCAACCAAAUUUUAUGUGAUUCAGCAAUCAAAAGAAUUGAGGAAGAAGAGGAAAAUAUGAGUGAGUUUUCCAACAGAUUAGAAAGAAUUUUAGAAUUUGCAAAGAGUAAUAAUAAUCAAUUAUUUUAG